UUUAUGUAUAUAUUUGAUGCAUUAGUAAUAAAAAGGACUGUGUCAUUGGGAAACAAAAUACAUAUAUUAUUCUGGCAGUGAAAACAGUGAUAAUAGUUUGGUAAUGGUUCGACAAGGCCAAGUUUCGUAUACUUUUAUUUGGCUUGCAUUUUAAGUGAUAUAUUCAUUUGGGCGGGUCUUUGAGUUGAAGUAAAUAAUAAGUGUAAAUAACUAUAAAAAUGUCGGUUAAUAAGGCUGCUAACUUGCGUUCCCAAUAUGAAGACUUGUGUAGGGAACUUAAUAUGGAUCGGGAAACAGAAGAUAUGUCGUGGAAAAUGUUCGAGGAGGUGUUGCAGCGGUCAACAUUAGAGGGUGAACCUUUACAUUGGUUUUGUUGUGCUUUGUAUGCUGCGUGUAGAUUAUCUUACACACCUACAGUGGGUGAAUCUAAUGCAAUAGUUAUGGGCAAUUGCAUUUCUCUUAACAAAAUGCUUCGUUGUUGUGAAAUAAGUAUAUCCGAAUUUAUAUUGAAAAUAAAAGUUUGGCAUGAAAUGGCUAAUUUACCAUGCAGUUUUCUACGUCAAAUCGAAAGAUUGGAACGAACUCCUGGGAUAACAUUUCAUCUCUACUGUAGAUACAAUGAUAUUUUCGAAAAGUUAUUCAUUUCAUCUCCAAAUGAUAAAAAAAAUACAAAGUACAGGUCUGUUGCAAGAUGUUCGUCAAAGAAGCUAUAUGAUUUAUGUUGGUGUCUAUAUUUAUGUGCAAAGAACGAAGAACCUAGUUACAACAUGGAUAUUGUGACGUCCUUUCAUUUGUUGCUUUGUUGCAUAGAUCUGAUAUACAUAAAUGUUUUAGGAGAAAAUCGUAUAGAUCUCGUCAAUCGGAAUUUUGUAGGUUUCCCGGAAAAAUGGGGCACGUCCUUAUAUGAUUCCCAACAACUUCACAACCAUUGUAUAAUAGGAGCGCUCUGCAAUUUAGCUGGCGCUUUGCCUAAUGAUGCAAAAGACAUGAAAGAAAAUCACUGUAAAAGAAUUUUUACGAAGUUUUUCAAAAUAAAGACAAUACAUGGAGACGAGAAUACGUUUUUGGGAAUCAUUUCUAAUGAAAACUUCGAACGAAAUGUAAAAUCUCUAAAUAGUGCUUAUGAGCAGUAUGUACUCAGUGUUGGGGAAUUCGAUGAAAGAAUCUUGCUUAGCAAUCCUAAUUAUAGGAAAGGCAGUUCAGAUGCUGGUGUGGAAGGUCAUUCUGUUACAAAUCCACAGACGCCUUACACUCGUAAACAUAUUUUGCCAAACAAAGAAGAUGUUCCAGAACCGGUAGCCAGUGCAACUAAUAAUGUAAAGAAACUUAAAGAUAUUGCAAAAAUUUCCGGACCAUCUGAUUUUAUAAGGCAAGCUGGUGUGGAAACUUUAAACAGGAUUUAUGAAAAAUUGAAUAAAAUGCAAAAUGAAUUCACAUCUGCUUUAAAUAAUGCAGACGUCGGUAACCGGUUUAAGACAGCAGAAUCGUUAUUUUUUUAUUUAUUGGAUAAAAUUUUACGAGUAGAAACUAGAACGAAACCUAAUAUAAAUAUCAAAAUAUUAUUAGGCACUGAAACUUUCAUAACAACGCUCAUUGUAUGCUGUGUUGAAAUUGUGCUUGAUGCAUAUCAAUCUCAAAAGAAAUUUCCAUGGGUGUUAACGUGCUUCAACAUAUCUGCAUACCAUUUUCAUAAGAUUAUAGAAAUAGUUGUAAGAAGUCAUGAUGAACUACUGUCGCGUCCAUUAAUUAAACAUUUAAAUUACAUUGAAGAGACUUGCCUUGAAUCAUUAGCUUGGAAAAGUGAAUCACCUCUUUGGGAUAUCAUUAGAACUUCUGCGUUGCCAACUUGGUCUGAUGUAGAUGUUGAUAAUUUAGCAAAACGAAAUCAGUCUCAGAUACAGCAGUCUCCAAAUUGCUCAGCAUAUGAAACCUUUAGUUCUACAAUUGUCAAUGAGUCGACCCGGAGAGAUCUCUUUAAUAGCGCGAGAGAAAGCUCUAACGCAAAAGAAACUAUUGUUAAAAAACAGGUUGAUGGAUCAAGGCGCACCGCGUCAUUGACAAUAUUUUGUAGGAAAUUCUAUAAACUUGCAUGGAUUAGGUUGAAAGAGUUGUGUCGUGAACUUAUGUUGGCAGAAGAACCACAUUUGAAUAAGUUGUGGACACUUUUUGAAUAUUCAAUUACCCAAAGAACUGAGUUGAUGCAAGACCGUCAUCUGGAUCAAAUGAUAAUGUGUGGAAUUUAUUUAUAUAUAAGGGUGCAAGAUAUAAAAUUUAAGUCAUUUACGGAUAUAAUGAAAUUUUACAGAAAACAACCUCAAGCACAAAGUCGCACAUACAGAGAAGUUCUUAUUGAAGCAGCAGAAGAAGAAAAUGGAUCACAUGCUAAAUAUCGCGAUAUAAUAUAUUUUUAUAAUAACAUAUUCGUUAAGAAUUUAACCCCUUACGCACUUAACUUUAGUGGGAGACAACAAGCGCAAAAUGUGCCCUUGUCCCCACAUCCCACGGAGAAGCAGUCAUAUCCGCGAAAAUUAUCUAAUAAUCUUAUAACAGUGUCGAGAAUGGAAAAAUCCGAGCAUUCACAUUCACCGGUUCUAACAUAUGAAUUUUCUAAAAGUCCGGGGAAAAACCUUGAGGAACUAAAUUGUGUUAUACGUAGAGGUAAAAGAAAUUUACCUUUUACUGAUUUCGAUAGCAGUGAUGGACCUAUCAUUGAAAGUAAAAUUCCGAAGAAAACGCCAAUAUAUUUAGAAAAAUAUAGAGGAGUUUUACAAGAUAGACAAGAAGAUAUAAAGUGAAUGUAAUUUUAAUUAAUAUACAACUCGAUUCAGUCAACUGAUUUGUGGUUCUUGCAGCAAUUUGCUGAAAUAGCUGAUAUAAAACGAUGCAAAUGAAAGCUUAAGAAGAAAUUCCUCAAUUACUCAAAAUAUAAAUAAGAGACAAUAUAUACAUAUAUAUACUAUAUAUACAAACAUUACGAUAUCAACUUAUUAUGAAUAUAAUUUUAAUUGGAAAAAAUAUUUGGUAAGUUAUUUUUCCAGCUAAUAAAGUGGAUAAUUUAAAGUUCACUUGUCAUUAGACAUGACAGCAGAACAGUCGUAUCUUAAAAAAUAAAUUAAACGUGAAUCGAUAAAUGAGAUAUACUUUGAACGAAGUGUUCUGAAGAAAAUGAACCAAACUAGUGGGAAUAAGUACAGGAUAAAUAUUGGAAAAUAUAGCUAACAGCAUUUUUUAAUUUUACAAGCAUAAUCAAAACUAAACAAAAUUAGAUAUAAGUAACGUAUAUAAAUUUAUGUACAAAUUGCAUGUACUUUAGUAAGAUUCGCUUUAGUUGUCGAUGCAGUUCAUGUCAAUAGUAUUAGCUAUUUAUAAAUAACGAUGUUUACAUUUGAUGUUGUACAAAUAUAUUUUUUAUAAUUACUAAGGCCUUA
Molecule: messenger RNA, 3428 nt
Organism: Bactrocera tryoni
Lineage: Eukaryota; Metazoa; Arthropoda; Insecta; Diptera; Tephritidae
Product: retinoblastoma family protein
Exons: 15
Coding region: 219-2795 (858 amino acids)
Biological process (GO): negative regulation of G1/S transition of mitotic cell cycle; regulation of transcription by RNA polymerase II; cell differentiation
Cellular component (GO): nucleus; chromatin; transcription regulator complex
Molecular function (GO): RNA polymerase II transcription regulatory region sequence-specific DNA binding
Source: RefSeq, a predicted model, not a curated record